This is a messenger RNA of Papaver somniferum (opium poppy), 1788 nucleotides long. RefSeq names its product pentatricopeptide repeat-containing protein At3g22470, mitochondrial-like. NCBI's taxonomy places the organism in Eukaryota, Viridiplantae, Streptophyta, Magnoliopsida, Ranunculales, Papaveraceae. The coding region runs from base 678 to 1532 and encodes 284 amino acids. The transcript has 3 exons. Gene Ontology annotation, molecular function: protein binding. The record is from RefSeq and is a predicted model, not a curated record.
AGUUUGGUUGGAGUGCAACCCAAUAUUUAUACAUUCACCAUUUUGAUUAAAUGCUUCUGUGAAUUAGGCAAAGUGAAUCAUGGGUUUUGUUUGCUUGGAGAGAUUAUUAAGAGAGGCCAUCAUCCUAAUGUUAUCACUUUCAAUACACUGAUUAAAGGGUUUUGUCAACAAGGAAUGAUUGAUUCUGCACUCCAAGUGUUUGGUAAAAUGACUCACACAGGUAUUCAACCUGAUGCGGUUAUAUGUAUACACGGGCUUUGUACAACCGGUAAAGUGGGUCUUGCUCUUCAGCUUAAAAACAAGGUGGGGAAAUGGAAUUGCAGACCUGAUGUUUUUUCUUAUGGUACCAUCAUAGAUACUCUUUGUAAAGGAGGUCUAGUUGACAAAGCUUUGGUUCUCUUCUCCGAAAUGCUUAGAGAUUCAAAUGUUGUUGCGUACAAUUCUUUGAUUAAUGGACUUUGCAAUUCAGGUCGGUUUAAGGAGGCAAAGAGAUUCCUCCAAGAGAUGGCUAAUAGAUGAAUCUCUGCGGAUGUAUGGACAUAUAGUUGUUUGAUUGAUGGUCAUUGCCUACAUGGUCAUUGGGAAGAAGCAAGAAGAUAUUUUGAUGAAAUGAUGGAUCGGGGGAUUUCACUAUAGUAACCUUUAACAUAUUAAUAGAUUCACAUUGUAAAGAUGGGAUGACAGAAGAUGCUUGGGGGUUAUUUAUAUUGAUGGACAAGAUAAACAUAAAACUGGAUCAGAUUACAUAUAACUCAAUGAUUGACGGUUUGAGUUUGACAGGUCGACUGCAAGAAGCAGUUAAAUUGUUUGACUUGAUGGUAGAUAGGGGCCUCGAGCCAAAUGAAAUCAGCUACUGUGUGUUAAUUGAUGGGUAUUGCAAGAAUUGUCAGUUGGAUGAAGCUAUGCAACUAUUCGAGAAAAUGAAACAAAACGGAAUGAAACCCACUGUAGUUCCUUACACCAUACUAUUAAGGGGACUAUACCGGGAUGGAAGAAUGAAGGCUGCGCAAAGGUUUCUUGAUGAGAUGCAAUCUUUUGGUCAGUCUCCAAAUGAAGUCACGUAUAACACCAUGUUGGACGGUCUCUGCAAGAAUGGAAAAAUGGAGGAGGCAGUAGAAUUGUUUGAAUCCAUGGAGGGUAUGGGAAUUUCAGCUGAUAAUUACACUUACAGCAUUCUUAUUCAUGCUUUGUGUAGGGCUGGCAGGUUGGCAGAUGCAAGGAAACUAUUUGACGAGAUUCCAGAAAAAGGAUUAUUUCCUGAUGCAGCGACAUAUAACACAAUGAUGGUGGGACUAUUUCAUAACAGGAUGUUCUUGGAAGCUAACAAAUUAAUCAUCGAUAUGGAAGAGAAAGGUUGUUUACCAGAUUCUAGAACAUAUGAGAUUAUCAUUAUGGGAUUUCUUGAAGGAAAGGAGACUGAGAAAGCAUUACAGUUUCUUCGAAUGAUGCGUGAAAGAAAAUUUGCACCAAGUGAUUUUGUUGUUCGUUUGUUAGUAAACACGCUCCCCGUGGAUGAAUUAAAAAAUCUCUAGCUUUGUAUUUUUCCUGUGAAAUCGCGUAAUAGUUGAGAAAUUCUAAGAGGGGAACUGCAGGCUGCUGCAGCGAUUAGAGAGAUCGCUAUUACUAUAGGUGGAGUUCUUUCAGAUGGCAACAGGAGAAGCUUUAUAAGGAAUAAGCCUUCUUCUCGUUUGAGUUAUAUACCCAAAUAGAAAAGGUUUCUACUGCAAUUUAUGGUCGCUUAUAUUCAUUUAUCGGGGAUCAUUCUUGAGGUCCAGUGCUUGUGCAUCA